AUAAUAAUCACACCACAUGCGCACUGGACUCACCCCUUUUCUCCCUCUCCUUCUUGUUAACUCUCUUUUUAUCACACCUUCCCCUCCCGGGAAUCGCCGUAUCCGUCGCGGCUAACCACCGUCCACCACUCUUCCCGACCACCGUCGCCGAUUUAGCCUUCCAACAGAUCGAAUACUGCAUCAUCAACGGUUCAAAAACUGUAAUAAGAAACAUGUCGAAAUCACGUGUCUAUGCUGACGUCAACGUUGUUCGCCCUAGAGAAUACUGGGAUUAUGAAGCACUUACUGUUCAGUGGGGUGACCAGGAUGAUUACGAAGUUGUUCGGAAGGUUGGAAGGGGGAAAUACAGUGAAGUUUUCGAAGGUAUAAAUGUGAACAGCAAUGAGAAGUGUGUCAUCAAGAUUCUGAAGCCUGUUAAGAAGAAGAAAAUAAAAAGAGAGAUAAAGAUUCUUCAGAAUCUUUGUGGAGGUCCAAAUGUCAUUAAACUUUUAGAUAUUGUCAGGGAUCAGCACUCAAAAACUCCUAGCUUGAUAUUUGAGUAUGUGAACAGUACAGACUUCAAGAUCCUUUAUCCAACAUUGACUGACUAUGAUAUACGUUACUACAUAUAUGAGCUUCUCAAGGCGCUGGAUUAUUGUCACUCACAAGGAAUCAUGCACAGGGAUGUGAAGCCACAUAAUGUUAUGAUAGACCAUGAGUUGAGGAAAUUGCGACUCAUAGAUUGGGGCCUUGCGGAAUUUUACCACCCUGGAAAAGAAUAUAAUGUUCGUGUAGCUUCGAGAUACUUCAAAGGCCCUGAGCUUCUGGUUGAUCUGCAAGACUAUGACUAUUCUUUGGACAUGUGGAGCCUUGGUUGCAUGUUUGCUGGAAUGAUAUUCCGGAAGGAACCCUUCUUUUAUGGCCAUGACAAUCAGGAUCAACUUGUCAAAAUUGCCAGGGUACUUGGGACCGACGAGUUGAAUGCAUAUUUGAACAAAUAUCAGCUAGAGCUUGAGCCUCAGCUUGAAGCUCUUGUUGGAAGGCAUAGUAGGAAACCAUGGUCCAAAUUUAUGAAUGCAGAUAAUCAGCAUUUAGUAUCUCCAGAGGCCAUUGACUUUCUCGAUAAACUUCUUCGCUAUGAUCAUCAGGAUAGAGUCACAGCAAAAGAAGCAAUGGCUCAUCCUUAUUUCAUGCAAGUGAGGGCUGCAGAGAAUAGCAGGAUGCGGACGCAGUAACAAGGCACAUGUUAUUUGACGACGUUGAUACCUUGUUUGUGUUUAAAUGGCCACAUAAAUAAGACUUAUAUUGUCUUGUUUUUCAUCUGAGGUUCCCUAAUUAAAAGCAUGAUAUAUUGUUAUGUUGGUCAAAUUGAUCAUUAGCGUCUAGCGUGUUUAUGUUCCAAUAAACUAAACCCUUGGACAUAUGACAUUAGAUUUUUACAUUAAUUAACCUUAUGAAAGACCAUGUAUUUAUGUAUUAUCCUUUUGACAUUGCAAAA
Molecule: messenger RNA, 1477 nt
Organism: Erigeron canadensis
Lineage: Eukaryota; Viridiplantae; Streptophyta; Magnoliopsida; Asterales; Asteraceae
Product: casein kinase II subunit alpha-2
Exons: 10
Coding region: 213-1214 (333 amino acids)
Biological process (GO): protein phosphorylation
Cellular component (GO): protein kinase CK2 complex; nucleus; cytosol
Molecular function (GO): protein serine/threonine kinase activity; ATP binding
Source: RefSeq, a predicted model, not a curated record